AUGGAGCCGCCCCCCACGCCGUGGAAGCGGCUGGGCGACCUCGCCUACGAGCGCGGGGACCUCUGGCAGGCGGCCGGGCUCUACUCCCGGCGGUUGGAGGAGCAGGGCGCCGAGGCGGUCGCCCAAGAGCACGGUCGGUCGGGGUUACCCGAGGAGGCGGCCGUUGCCCUGGGAGGCGCCGACGACUUGGAGGUGGCGAAGGUGCUGUCCAACCGCGCCGCAUGCCUGCACCGCCUCGGGGACUUCCGCGGGGCCGCGGCCGACGCCCGGAGGGCCGCCGGGCUGGCGCCCAGGCGGUGUGCGGCGCCAGCUGGCCCACUCGAGGAUAAGGAGGAGGAGGAGGAGGAAGAGGAGGAGGAGGAGGAGGAGGGCUGCGCCUCGUACAGGCACCAGAGAGGAGGAGGAGGAGGGGUCGAGGAUCGGGAAGGAGGAGGAGGAAGAAGAGGAGGAGGAAAAGGAAGAGAAGCUAGCGCCCAGGCGAAGCGGCACUGGCGGGCCCAGCACCUUCUCGUGGAAGUCGACUGA
Messenger RNA from Prorocentrum cordatum, 525 nucleotides. Lineage: Eukaryota; Dinophyceae; Prorocentrales; Prorocentraceae. The record is from the annotation of a GenBank genome assembly.